Messenger RNA from Phytophthora megakarya, 687 nucleotides. Lineage: Eukaryota; Oomycota; Peronosporomycetes; Peronosporales; Peronosporaceae. The record is from the annotation of a GenBank genome assembly.
AUGGUGGACAGGCCUCGAUACGAACCGCCGACCAAGAUCCUAGCGGGUAGACGGGAACACCCGAAGGCGAUGAUCGUCAUGUCGGCGUCGACAAGGGAGUCGAUCACUGCACCAAGUAUCGCAGGCGAAGAAUCGGCAGGGUUUCAACCGAAGGAAGAGGGUCGGAGCGGGACACAAGUUGAACCGAAGGAGGAAGCUGACGAUGACAUGGACGAUGCUGUCUGCUACCAUGAAGGCGGAGACAUCUUCCCCGAAGACAUCGAGAACAACAUGGCUGUCCUGCCGGAAGUGGAGGCUACCACGAAGGAAGUCACCAUCGACGACAUACAAGUGGAUGAUCCGCACGCGACACCGGAAGAACGCGAGCGGCUGCGUCGCAUCAUCUGGAAGCGACGCCACUUGUUGAUCGGAGCUGGUAACGCCUUACCACCGGCCGCCUUCGGAGCUAUUUGCGACAUUGAUGUCGGAACGGCAAAGCCGGUAGCUCAGCGAUGUCGACGGGUAGCGCCACAAUUCCGCGAGAAGCUGUCCAUGCUCAUCAAGGGACUGCUGUCGGCAAAGAUCAUCACCACCUCCACCUCACCUUGGGCGUCACCCAUCGUUGUCAUCAUCAAGGCUAACGGGGUUGACAUUCGCCUCUGCAUUGAUUACCAGGUGGUGAACAGCCUUACGAGGUUGAUGGUGUAC